Molecule: messenger RNA, 2767 nt
Organism: Colletotrichum acutatum
Lineage: Eukaryota; Fungi; Ascomycota; Sordariomycetes; Glomerellales; Glomerellaceae
Product: heterokaryon incompatibility protein
Exons: 3
Coding region: 93-2429 (778 amino acids)
Source: RefSeq, a predicted model, not a curated record
GGGCAGCUCACUCUCAAUCUCAGCCUCGUAGAUGUACAUCACAUGAAACGAGAACCACCAAACGAGGGUUUACCAUUCGAGCUGGAUGCACCAUGAUCGUCUGUAAAUUCUGCCAAACUACAGUCCUCGAGUCUGGGAAACGAUGGGACUAUCACCACCCAGACGCCGACUCAUUCGAAGGCUCACUGCGUUCUCAGUGUGUCUUCUGCACAAGGCUGGCUAAAGGCCUCGGUGAAAUCAAACCUUGGUUUGACCACGAACUCAAGGUCAAAUCUCUCUUUCGUUGGAACAUACGGCAGGCUGCUCAGAUCCGUGAGACCAAGGGCCAUGUCUCCGUGACAUUUCGACCGGUGCCAGGCCGCGCUCAUGGAAAUGUGAAGAGCGAAGAUCUGCCAGAAGUCACUUUCUAUCUCUUCACCGAAGAAGACUUGGGCGACAUACCCGAACGGCACGAACUCGGAAACCGAACAGACUCAGGGGCAUCCAAAGCCCAAAUGAUAGACUGGAUGCAAGACUGCAUCUCCAAUCACCCAAAAUGCAUCCGAAGCCACAGCAUCAAAUCUUUCAUACCAACCAGGGUCCUCGACGUCGGCGCACCGAACACCAACAAUAACGAUGUAACCCCGCCUUCUCACAUCCGCGUGAUCGACACCACCAAAGAACCCAUAGCCGGCCCCUACAUGACCCUAUCCCACUGCUGGGGCACCGGCUCCUUCAUCCGCCUCACAGAGACUAACGUCGACGAGUACACGACCAACGGCAUACCCUGGACAAAACUUCAGGCCAGCAACGCGAACUUCGCCGAUGCGGUGCAAGUUGUUCGCACGCUGGGGUUGAGGUAUAUCUGGAUUGACUCGCUGUGUAUCAUCCAGGGUCAGCAGCACGGCGAGGACUGGAACCAUGAGGCGCCGCUCAUGCAUAAGGUCUACCGGAACUCGUGGUGUAACCUCGCGGCGGCGGACUCGAAGGACCACACGCGCGGAUUGUUCCGGGAGAGGACAGCAGAGGUAGUACCUGUAAGGUAUGAGAGCCAACAACCAUCCGUGGCCUCUGGAGAUAGGGUGUGGAGGGUUUUACCUGCGGAUUUAUGGGAUCGUGAUCUGCUGGGAAGCCAUCUUUACACUCGCGGCUGGGUAUUUCAAGAACGAAUGCUCUCCCCCCGCCUGCUCCAAUUCACUUCAACACAACUCUUCUGGGACUGCGCAACCCUCACCGCAACCGAAUCCCUCCCCCAAGGCCUCCCUGCACCCCUCGACACCAAAUCUGCCACCGACAGACACUGGCGCGAACGUCUACAAUCCUCCGCCCUCUCCGUCCGACCCCUGGCCGGCACGGCCGAGGACUCGCUCGAAGAAUUCUGGAAGAGCGCCGUCGCGGCGUACACGAACUGCGACCUCACCUACGGCAAGGAUAAACUCGCCGCGCUGUGGGGUAUCGCGAAGCUCCUGCGGGACGCUCUGGGCGAGGAGUACGCUGUGGGGUUGUGGGGGAUUAAUCUCGCUGAGCAACUCGCGUGGCGGGUCGUUGAUUGUUCUACCUCAGAGAGGUAUGGUGAGAAGGAGAAGGUUGUGGUUCCGGGGGGUCAGGCGGUUGGGAAUCCGAGUUGGUCGUGGACUUCGUUGAAGGGAGAGGUGGAGGUUGCGCCCAGGGUACCGAGGUUGCCGAGAUUCUAUACCGCAUGCGACCACGGAGGUGGGAAUGUGAGGUUUCAGAUCAAGAAGCCGCUUUUUGGGAGGUUUGAGGGGGAGCAUUCAACGGUUUGGCGGGAUGAGGUUGUGAAUAUGACGAGGAAGCUGAAUCGGGCUUCGGAGAGGGUGUCGGAGAAGGCUAGGAUGAGUGGUGUUACGACGAUCACUCCCAUUACCGAAGAUAUCGUGGAGGAGGACGUUGGAAAGGAUGGGACACCGAAGUUGGCGGGGCAAGGCGUGGUCACUCAGCCGGAGACGAAGAGGGAAUUUGCUAUGGAUAAGCCUUCGGAGCUUCUGUCUACUUCCCUUCGGAUUCAGGCGCAUAUGUGCCGGGGGACACUCGAGGCAGCUGGGGAAAGUCGCUGGACGUUCAUGUACCCGGGACUAAACCAGACUGACGCGCUCAUCGAAGCCUAUCCGGACAUCCAGCCCAAAGAGAACACCGCGCCGUGCGAGAUGCUCUUGCUUGCGGCGUCAAAGUUACUGCAGAAUAGGUGGGGUCGUUGGUUCCUAGAUGAUGGGUAUGUCGAGGAUGAGGAUGUAGCCGAGGUGAAUUACUCCGGGACGGGGAUUCUUGUGGAGAAGGUUGGGGAAGGGCGGUAUAAGCGGAUUGGUGCUGUGGUGUUUCGGCAGGUGAAGAGAGAGAGUUGGGCUUGUUUGCGGCGGGCGUGUGGGGGUGGUGGGAUGGUGUUGGAGGAUGAGCUUCAAGUCGAGGAUGGAGAGAAGAUUUGGCUUGAAUAACGACAUAGGUCGAGGCUCACCGAGAGUAUCUUUGAAACCAACAAUGAUUUCCUUCAAAGAUUAAGUACACUGCAAUCAUCGAUAGGCGUUUGACGCGUAUAGAGAGUGGUUCGCAUUAGUCGUCAAAUGUGAUCGAGUGCCAUUGGUAGGAUGGCUUGUUGAACAUCACUUAGGAAACAGCCUCUGUCUGCUAGAAGCAGUGACCAUUGCCAACAUAGUGGCUUAGAAAGGGCCUAUAGGCAUGAUGUAGUAGACCAAGCCCAUUGACUAUUUACCACAGUUCAACCAGGUGGUACUUCACAUCUAACUAGAUACAAUCUGAUAAAUACUGCGGUUCA